CAAGUCUGCUAUCUUUUAUUUAGCAUCUGUCCAUGUUUAAGAAUUGUUAGGGACUGUAACAACAACAGGUGAAGCAAUUGGAGAACCCUGAAUACUUUUAUUUGCUCCAGGAAAUACAUGUAAAGUGAUUCAUUAUCUUGAUUGUAAACCAGGGUGUCAUUUUGGUAUCUUCACUUUCUAGAAUGGCUCAGAUUUUCCCUGGGAAAAGCUGGAUCGUACUGGGUCAGUCACAUAUUACAACAGAAUUCAGGGAGGAAUAUCUAAUAAGUGAAGGAAUAAUCAAGGAGACAAUGUUCAGCUCUGGAUUCAAAAUGGUUUUUGAGAAUUCCUUCCUUAGCUUUGAGACCAAAUGCACUCUUACAUUUAACAUUGGCAGGGAGCACUGGAAGAGCAGAACCUCUGAGUAACAGUCAACUUCCAAGUUCAGCUACUCUCAAGAAGUUUUUGCUUUCAGCAUUUUUUAUUCCUAAAGCUUAUGAACUCCAGUUUUGCUUAUUUUUUAAUCAGAAGAACAUCAAAAGAGCAACAAGAGAAGUUAGAUGAGACAGUGUGCUUUGUCAUCCCAUCUUCAAAAGGCAUCUGCUUGUAUUGUUAUUUUGGCAUGUUGUAUAUUAUUUCUUUUUACCUGGAAGCCAAAUUUCAUUUCUGAUGCAGUAAACCAUGCUGAGCUCCCUCUUCAAGAUGCAGAACUCAGUCAGAAGCCGUAAGUUUUCAGUUUACUUCCAAAUGUAUAUAUUUGAGGUUUUUUCCUGUGGCACGGCAUAACUUCUGGGCUACUGCACAUAAUCUUGUUUUGUUUUAUUCCUAUGUUGUAACUUGGUACAAGGGGGAAAUAACAACUUUGCAAACAGAAUAUUGAUGAUUUCUAUAACUUGAAAUCUAUAGGUACAUAUUUCUGUAGCUUUUCUACAGGAGUAAAUAUGGCAGCAGCAUCUACUUACAGACUGUUGCCUUUCACAUAUUCAGUGCACACUACUCUGCUCACCUGUAUGGAAUUGUGAUGUUUAUGAAAAUACUUUCUUAAACAUGUGCUUCAUGAUUUUGCCCUUGCAUUUAUCUGUAAGGUCAUUCAGCUAUAAAGUGGUUCAUCUCUAACUGCAUAUUUAGUCUGCAGUUUCUUGUGCACAUACAAUUGAUUUUUUUUUUUUAUCCUUCUGCAGAAACACUCCUUUCUGUGUUAGCUCCAGGACACAUCUUACUACAUAUUCUACCUGUCCCUUGAAGUCCUCUCCAGCUGUUUGUUAUAUUACCUAUUAAUUGAUAUAUUUUUUUUGCAUUUUUUGAAUGCUUUUCAAGUAAUAGUCAUGGUAAAGGUUAUAAUACCUCAUCUGAAAGUUUAUUAGAAUCAUUUCACUUGGCCAACCAAACAGGUUACACCUUUAAUGUUGAAGUACUUUAAGUAGGAAUAUCUAAAGUAAAGAAGUCAACACACCUUGACAAGUUUAGUGACUCAAUUCGCAAAACCCUCAGAAAAUUAAGAUCCUAAAAGUAAGCCUAAGUGGACAUUUUUUCUUAAAGCAUAAUUUAGACUGCCAAGUUUAGUAGCUGGAAGGCUUUGUUAACUGAACUGAACAGAACAGGAUGGGACAUAAAAGAGGUUCAGUGCUGUAUUUUUCAUACCCUUAAUUGUGAAACCUACUUCAACUGUGGGAACCUGUCUUAGCCCAGCUAUGCACAUGUGUUUGCCUCCAUUCCAGAAAACCAGUAGGCUAGCAAUCUCUUAGACUGGUAGACGCAGGUCCUACAAAGUACAACACGACAAACAUCUGGAUCUCUCACCAGAGACAGCCCUCUAGUGUAACAGGCAGUUGUGCAACAUCCCAGGCUUUUCUACCCAUAACAUUUCACAAGGUAUGGAACAACAAGCUGCACCUUUUCAUUAUGGAAAUCAGACGCAAAAGAGAAGUUCUCAUUAGGUACUCUGAAAGUAACUGUCAUCCUUAGCACAGACCAAGAGAAGGCCUUCCAUCAGUGAUAAGUUGGAUAUCUCAGUUGCUUCAGAUCAGUGUGCUUCAUAACGUUAUUGCAGUGCCCAGUAAUAUCAAUGCCACUAUAGCUCACUAGAGCUUCUAUCUCCCAGAUGCUUCACUUAAACUGAAAAGAAAUGCCAGAGCACCCAGGCUCUGAUCCCUUGCAUAUUGCACUUCUCUGCUGAAAUCUUUCUGUCCCCCAGUCACAGCAACAGAGUGGUCCUAGACAAAGUCCCAGAUGUUCUUCUAGGAGUUCCUCACAAUACUUUUCACUUUUCAGGGUGACAAGUAGCCUGCUGCUGCCAGUCAGCCAUCCUCUUCUGGGUGGAGAUGGCUGGCCCUGGGAUAGGAGCACAGUUCAAAUGGCAAGUACAGGGGGUUUCCCAGAUACAGCUAUGAAUGAAACCAUUUUUUCAGUCUUUUCUUCUGAGCACUACCUCUUGUUUGAAAGUAGGUGAAAACCACUCUGAAUACUAAGAAAAAGGAGGGAUAUCUGUAUCCAGAAAAUUUUAAUAGGAAAGCAAUUUAAUAACAAAAUUGCAGCCCUUGCCACAUGGCCUUCUUGCUCUGUGUGUGUGUGUUUUCUUUCAGAAGCAGUGUGGCAUAAAUGGUACUAGUGAUAAAGCUCUUCCUACAGAAAAAAUAUGCAAGCCCAGCUCAUUUCCAGUGCAUGAUAAUGAUUAAGGCUCCCAUGAGUGAACCUCUGAUGCUUUUUUAGCUAACGAUUAACCUUUCCCCUUAAGCAUUUGGAUUAAAAAGUGCAUACAGAGACUGAAAGCAGUAGGCAUGAGUGGUUCAUUCUCUAACUCCAUGGACUAAAGGGUGGGGUCACCGGACAGAGAGUUCAGGAGCGGCAGGCCAGGCAGUGAGGGGACUGAUCUUAUUAGGGUUAAAAAGGAAAGAGAAGGUCUCUCUUGUGACCACGCUGAAUUCAAGAUGUUUAUGAGCUUCAUCAUGCUGCUUUCACUGGUGCCAGCAAUGUUUGUAUGGUACAGACGGCAGCUAUUGACUUUUCCAUUUAUUCAGCUCCAUGGUCUUUUUUGUUCUGGAGAGUCUGCUGUAAUUAGAGAGUUCAUAACAUUUUCUUGUACAGAAGUCUAGUGUUUAGAAUAAGGCUUUACUUGUCAAGACUUUAAGAGUCUAUCUGUGACUCUAUAUUCAUAUGACCCUGGGUAAGUCAUUCAACCACAGUUUUACUUCAGCUUCCUAGCCUGGAAAACAAUACCAAUCUCAGAGGGCUUGUGUCAGGCUUCAUUCAUUUGAUUGAGAUCUUUGGAUAAAAGUUGUUUUAAUAGGUGAAAACCACUAUGAUUCAUAUUCCUAUUAAGACAUAAAUGCUCUCCCUUUAUUUUGGAUAGACAAAAGAUGUGGAGGGAUAAACUUUGCCUGUUAGUCUCAUUUUGUAUAGGCCUGAUACCGGUAUGUUCUGUUAAAAAAUUCUCCAGGGCAGUAGCUGGGAACAUGGGUGUGUGAUUCCGGGGUAGCACAAGUCUUGGGACAGUAACCUAUUAAGUACUGAGCAGGGACUGGCAUCAGCAGAGCAGCAGCAUGCCCCUCCCCACCAUACACAACCGGCAGAUCAGCUGGACUCUGCUGCUGAUAGUGGGGUAUCUCUGUUACCUCCUCCUGGGCGCUAUGGUGUUCCACCUGCUGGAGACACGUGCAGAGAGCCACUUUCGGGACCAGUUCCAGCUGAAGAAGCUCAAGUUCCUGCAGAACCACACGUGUUUGGACAGGCAAGACCUGGAGCAAUUUGCACAGGUCCUCAUGGAAGCAUGGGAAAAAGGGGUCAACCCAGAAGGAAACUCCACAAAUACUAGUAACUGGGACUUUGGCAACUCCUUCUUCUUUGCAGGAACUGUUGUCACCACUAUAGGUUAUGGUAACCAGUCCCCCAGCACAGUGGCAGGGCAGAUCUUCUGUGUGUUUUAUGCCUUAUUCGGAGUGCCUCUCAACCUGGCCUUCCUUAAUCAGUUGGGGAAAGGCCUCAAUGCUCAUGUGAUUACCCUGGGAAGAUGGGUGCAAAAGCCAGGCCGUGCCCAGGUGGUUCAAACACUGGCAGUGGCCAUCUUCCUGACUGCUGGGACCUUAUUUUUUCUAGUGUUCCCACCAUUGGUCUUCAGUUACGUAGAAGGCUGGAGCUACGGAGAAGGCUUUUACUUCACCUUCAUCACGCUAAGCACCAUUGGAUUUGGGGACUAUGUAGUAGGCACAAAUCCCAACAAGCACUAUAUCCCAGCGUACAGGAGCCUAACUGCGAUUUGGAUUGUUUUGGGCUUGGCCUGGCUGGCUCUGGUCUUCAACGUGGGAGCUGACUUGAUGGAAAAAUUCCUUCAGCAAAAGUGGCAGAAAACUGACAUAAGCUUGGCAGAAGGAGCCACCACCAAAUUGGAGGAUGAACCUGAGCAGCCUAGAAUCCACACCCAUAGCUGAGCAAGGCACACAGAAAGCAGUCCUGAAAGUAUAUCUUUCACCUAUACCUCACACUAAGCAAGCCCUGUGGAUAAAGGACUAAACCACAGGUUGUGGACUGUUUCCUAAGGAGGAAAUGUUUCAGAUGCGUUGAAAUUUCCACACACUGUGUGGGCAUCAGCCAAUUAAAACCUCCAAAGAAGUAGCACACAUGGUAAAACAACUGUCCCAGGAUUCAUUUUACACUCUCACUCAACAAAGGCAACUUCCCCUAAAGUAAUCAAUUAUUAUCCUUUCUCUUUCUCUAGUGGAAUUCAGUUCUUAUGGUCACUUAUUUUCAAAAAAUCCAGAGUGACUGCCUCUCAGCUCCAAUGAGAAGUUGUGCCACCAAGAAUCUCAAGUGGAAAAAGCCAGGUACAGAAAUCUUUCUUCAUUUCCAGUCAGAAAACAAAUCAAAACACAGAGGAAUAUUGACAGUAAUGACCACCUGCUUAAUGACAUCCAUUCAAUUAAGAUUCAUUUGAUAUUGUCUGAAAUUAACAGCUUUCAUAUAAAAUUUUAUCAUUUCUUUAGUUCCUGGGCUAAAAUGCUUCUCUCUUCAAUUAUGCAGAAAUUAUGUGUCUAUCCAGCACUGCCUGGACUGUUACAAUUCAUUUCAGAGCCAACUGACAGCUCAAAGCAGGUCCUUAUCCUUAUCACAGUUCAUUUCACAGCCACUUGAAAGCAGCGCUUUAAACUAAAUCUAAAUGCAAGCAAAAUUCCUUAUUUCCAGCCAGAUCACAAAUAUUAUUAUAGUCUGGCAUUUUUCUUUGGGCCAGUUCACUGAAGAACUACCAUGCACCAUACCUCUAAACAAGGCUGAUGAUAGGCUCUUGUGUUAAAUCUGAUCCUCGGUCAUGAGCAUAGUGUCACCUGUGAGAAACAGGGAGUUGGAUUUUAUCACAGUUACUGUAAGUCAAAAGUAGCAGCAGCCAUUUCCAAAGAAGCAGAAAAACCCAAGAAGGACAUAUAAGCGCCUUAUAACAGGCUAGUCACUGAGAUAUAAAAUUGUAGUCAUACUCUGUAUUAAACUAAACUAUAGAAACUUGAUAAAACAAUUAUCCAUUCCUUGAGUACCAUACUAGAUUGCUUAUAACCAUCACUAACACAUUCCAUGGGUAUGCUUGUAAUUAUAUACAUACUACUAUUUAUUCUGUAUGUUUACAGCUCAUGCUAACCACCAAUUAAUUCUUUUAAACUCAUUUAUAAGUGGAACUUUAAUGUAAAGUGUAAGUGAAAUAUGACUGGGCGCAUAGACGAGCCCCGGGCUAUGACAGGCUAUAGUAACAUCAAAUGUCAGCCUUUCAGCAGCUGCUUUGAUAUUUCAUUUUGGGGAUGUGUCCAUAAAACAUGUAGAGACGUGUGUAGGUCACAAAUCUGUUCCCGCAUACCUUCUGUGCUAGAAUUUUACCUUUGAGGCGGGUCACAACAGACACUUGUUCUUACAUCUGAAUUGGUGCUUGUUUUCUUUGCUAGUUGCUGACUCCUGCAUAGUACAGUGUGGCUGCUGAGAUCUGACAUGCUGGCAUAUAAGAAUGCCAGCUAUGGUUUAUUCAACUAAUUUCAAAACUGAGUUGUCAAAUGCUUAUCCCAUCUAAGAUUUCCCUCAUGUCUUACCACUACCUACCUCACAGAUUUUAUCUCCUUAGUUUUUGCACUGAUCUUCCUCUAUGCCCUCAGCUAUUCCCAUAAAUUUGUGCAACAGCUUUCUUUGUAGCCUCUUUCACUGAGAGCAGCCAACUCUCUCCUGUCCAGCUUUUUGUACCUUUGCAAACCUCACAGGAAAUUUUGUCUCUCAGUAUUCACUAUUCUUUAGGCAUAAUGUUUGCAAAUGCACUUGUUAACAUCAUCAUCGCUGUACUCUGUACCUGCCUUGUAUCAACACUACAAGACAUUUUACUCCUAUUUGUGUGAAAGGCAAAACUAAAGAUCUACUGACUUUUAUAUCUGACCUGUUCCCUUCACCUUGCCUUUUUCCAUGCCUUCCUUACUUUAUCUAGCCACAGCCAGCCACAAAACAUGCACUAGUCUAAAGGUGAUCCUAUGCAGUGUUUUACACCAUGCUGCAUGCCAUAAAAAAUGAUAAUGAGAUUAAUCAGGGAUAGAAAGCAUGCAUGCACCACUGACUGGCAAAGUCUUUGUCAAAAUCAUUGUUUGACAUGUGACAGCAGGGAGCUUGGAUCGCUUUUACUGCAGUCCAGAAAAUUGCUCCUGUACCUGAUACUGAUUUUGCAAAGUAGCAAAAUGUUGAGACCAUCUACUGAAGUUUUUGCUACUGCUGCUUUUAGUAAGGCUGAGAGUAGCUGCAGCAGUUCCCAAGCUGCCUGCCGGAAGACUCAAAAAGAUACCUUAAAUCAAGCAUAUGGCCACAUUGGAACAGGAAAGAGAAAGAUUCUGAUGAGCUGUUCUGUGUUACACAAGCAAUAGAAAUGUCUUGCUCACUUUGCCAGUUUUUCAAGAUCCCGGAAAGAUCCUAACAGCCAUGCACAUCUGUAAUCAAAGUUACUUUGAGAUACAUCCUGGGAGCACCCGCCCAUUUCUUGAGCAUGGAUGGAUGAAGCGCUUUCUAGUACCCUUCCUCUAACAAAAAGGUAGUUAGUCAGCAAGUAUCAAGUGACCAGCUAAGAAAAAUAAUGUGGAGGAACUGCACAAUCGCAAGGGCUUACUAGGAGUCAGAGGAGUGCACAAAAAGGAGUCUUCUGCUCUUUUAAUAACCCAUUUUACCAGUGGUGCCAUCCUGCACAGAAUGAAGAUCACACAACCUGCUACAAGACGCUCAGCUCAGAUGCAUGGAAAAGAGCACUUCUGAAAGCUUCUGAAUGUAGCUCUGCAGCCUGUGGUGGAAGCAAUGGCCCAGGCAGUGUUCAUCUGUGAUGUGGAAAAGCAGCACAUUGUCCUGAACAGCUACCACUUGCAGUCCCGUGCAGGACAAGAUGCAAAUGUCCUUCCAGACUUACACUUACCUUUUAAGCUUAUUCAGCAAGCCCUUCCUCAUGCUCAGAUAUAUCGGUACCUUCCAGACAACACCAAAAUACAAUCUGCAAAUAUUUGAGCCAUUCUUUCUGGAGAUGUAAAUAGAAGGCUGACACACAAGUGGCAUUUCUGAGAGUACUCAAGAAAAUCAGCCAUUAAUAUAUUAUAUGAUUCUGUGGUGGCUUGUUGUGAAUAUUGAUCUUUCCUCUUCCUCCCCAAAUUCCUCCUAGCAAGCACAUGCUUGAUGUCCUGGGUCUUCGCAGUCUUGCUUGUAGUUACAAACCCUGAGUCUCAUCUGUAAUUUGUUUUAUAUUAUAAACUUUAGAAUAAAGGUUAAAUGCUGUAUGUUUAGUCCAUAAUGUUUCAGCAUGGUUAUACUUAGUGCACUUUGUAUAAACUAUGUAAUUUUAAUGAAAUUAAAAUGUCAA
Phalacrocorax carbo (great cormorant) is the source of this 7822-nucleotide messenger RNA. The record is from RefSeq and is a predicted model, not a curated record. Lineage: Eukaryota; Metazoa; Chordata; Aves; Suliformes; Phalacrocoracidae.